CAAUUUCCUCAAACCUCUUCCGGAGCUCUCGCUUUCUCCGUUUUCCCUCCAAUACUGAAUAAAACAACCAUCAGCAAAUUCCUUUCCUCAACCUGUUUGGAUAAGUCCCUUAUCUCUCAAAUAUCCAUUCCUUAAAUCCAGGAUUCGUUCAUUGCCAAAAUAUCUCCAUAAUCUUCCCUUUCGAUAAGCUGAAAAACAUGUCUCAAAUCUUAGCCUAAUCUCUAAUCUCUAAUCUCAAUCACCUGCACAUCAAGAUUCAUAUUUUGUGUCAAAAACUUACUUAGAUACAUGGGUUCGUUUCACUUAGUUUUUCAUUUUGCUCUUUUUUCCAUGAACUAGCUAGUAUACCUACUAACUGGGCCAUUAGCUCAACUGGUAUAAUCUCUUCUCUCUCAAACAAAAGAAGGUGAGGGGUUCAAGUUUCAGACAUUUCUGAGCGCGUGUGAGAGCAUUUAGUACCCUAGCCCCCACCCAAUUUUUUUUUUAAUUCUAAUGCUGUUGAUGGACUACUUGAAAGAAGUUGAAAGCAAAAUGAUUCAUGAUCCUUUCAUCGACAAGAUGACUAAAAGUUCGGUUUGGGUGCCCGGACCGGUCAUAGUCGGUGCCGGACCUUCGGGGCUGGCCACAGCUGCCUGUCUCAAACAAAGAGGUGUCCCAAGUUUGAUUCUUGAAAGGGAUGAUUGCAUAGCUUCUUUGUGGCAACGCAAGACUUAUGAUCGUCUUCGACUUCAUCUUCCUAAGCAAUUCUGCGAGCUUCCUCUCAUGUCUUUCCCUUCAAAAUUUCCAACUUAUCCAACCAAAGAACACUUUGUGGCCUACUUGGAGGACUACGCGCAACGGUUCGAUUUAAACCCGGUUUUUAACAAGACAGUGGUGAGUGCAGAGUUUGAUUAUAGAUAUGGAUUUUGGGUAGUUAAGACUAUAGGACCAAAAAUGGAGGAAAUGGAGUACGUGUGUCAAUGGUUAAUCGUCGCGACUGGUGAGAAUGCAGAGCAGUUUUUGCCGGAAAUUGAAGGCAGGAAUGAGUUUGAUGGGCCUAUUGUUCAUACAAGCUCAUACAAGAGUGGCGAAUCAUUUCGGGGGAAGUCUGUUUUGGUGGUUGGUUGUGGCAACUCUGGCAUGGAGGUUUGUUUGGACCUCUGCAACUAUAAUGCUCGACCAUCCCUUGUGGUUAGAGAUUCAGUGCAUGUCUUGCCUCAAGAGAUGCUGGGUAGCUCAACUUUUGGGCUUUCCAUGUGGUUGCUCAAGUGGUUUCCCAUUUGGGUGGUGGAUCAAUUUUUACUUCUAGUGUCACGACUCAUGCUCGGUGACACGGCUCAAUUCGGACUCCAUAGACCCAAGCUUGGACCCCUAGAACUCAAGAGAAUGUCCGGGAAGACACCGGUAUUGGAUAUUGGGACGCUUGCCAAGAUUAGAACUGGGGAAAUCAAGGUUUGUCAGGGAAUAAAGAGGCUAACACCUCACACGGUGGAGUUUGUAGAUGGGAAAGUAGAGAACUUUGAUGCCAUUAUCUUAGCGACAGGUUACAAAAGUAAUGUUCCAACUUGGCUGAAGGAAAGCAAUUUGUUCUCGGAGAAAGAUGGAUUGCCCCAAAAACCGUUCCCAAAUGGAUGGAAAGGCGAGUAUGGUUUAUACGCAGUGGGGUUCACCAAGCGUGGGCUACUUGGUACGUCCAUGGACGCAAUCAGGAUUGCAGAAGACAUUGAACAUCAAUGGAAAGCCGAUGCCAAACAUUUGAAGGCCUUCACUCAUACCCAUGUACCACCACCACCACUUCCACACUCAUGAAUAUCUACGCGCCAAAUUGAGGAAGUUCCUCCCGCUAUAGAGGAAAACCUUUCAAAAUGAGAAUGUAAAAUUCUAUUUUUCUCUAGUUAGGUUGGUAGGUUAAAUUUUUAGGAUUAGAAUUAGGAUAUGAUUUCAAGGUGGUGUGGUAGUAAUUGUGUAUAAUCUAAAUUUGCAUUAGAUUUGAUAUGGGCGUAUAUAUAGAUAUUUCCAUCAAUACAACAUUGUAUGCAUGUU
Messenger RNA from Cornus florida, 2022 nucleotides. Its product is annotated as indole-3-pyruvate monooxygenase YUCCA2-like. The transcript has 4 exons. The record is from RefSeq and is a predicted model, not a curated record. Gene Ontology annotation, biological process: auxin biosynthetic process. The coding region runs from base 493 to 1788 and encodes 431 amino acids. Gene Ontology annotation, molecular function: flavin adenine dinucleotide binding; NADP binding; N,N-dimethylaniline monooxygenase activity. NCBI's taxonomy places the organism in Eukaryota, Viridiplantae, Streptophyta, Magnoliopsida, Cornales, Cornaceae.